Neofelis nebulosa (Clouded leopard) is the source of this 3756-nucleotide messenger RNA. RefSeq names its product adhesion G-protein coupled receptor F2-like. The transcript has 10 exons. The coding region runs from base 269 to 2278 and encodes 669 amino acids. Gene Ontology annotation, cellular component: membrane. Gene Ontology annotation, biological process: G protein-coupled receptor signaling pathway; cell surface receptor signaling pathway. Lineage: Eukaryota; Metazoa; Chordata; Mammalia; Carnivora; Felidae. Gene Ontology annotation, molecular function: G protein-coupled receptor activity. The record is from RefSeq and is a predicted model, not a curated record.
AUGCAGGACUCGUCUGUCGGGCUGUGGGGCCCCUGUAUAUGGGGCUGGCGCUAGGGCAGGGCCCAGCCUGAAUGCCUCAGCUUGAGUAUCCGCCAUUCGGGGCUAAAUUGACUGGUCAGAGGUACAGGAGCCUGCUGAUUUGUUGCCAGAUACAACGGAGGAGAGCCAUUGACACCUGUGUCUUCAGCUGCCACGGAGUGGGGCAAGUGUGCCGGUGACUUUGCUGUUGGCUAGCCACAAAGCAAGAAAGGCAGCGGUGUGGAAGACGAUGACUCACAUGCUUUUGCUCUACUGCUUAGUGUUUCUUUUGCCCACAGAAUCCUGCAGGACAUUAUGCCAGGUUGCUAACAAAAGCAAGGAGAUGUCUCCCAGGCCACAAGGUGUAUGCGAUGGCGUCUGUGUGGACAAUUCCCACUGCAGUCAACCUUGCCCUCCAGACUCACAGGGAAAUAUGGGGUUCUUAUGCAGGCAGAAGAAAUGGCACAAGAUCACUGAAACCUGUCAGACUCUUAAUGCCUUCAACAUCUUUGAGACAAAUUUAUAUUCGAUCCAACCACUAGGAGGAAAUACAAAAGUAGAUGAGUAUGCCAGAAAGCCUGAGACCAUCACAGACAGGCUGAUGCAAACGUGUCCGAAGGAUUUGUCCUGUGUAAUCAGGAACAUUCGGCAGUCUCCCCGGAUCCCGGGAAACAUCGCUGUCAUUGUGCAGCUCUUACACAACAUAUCCACGGUGUUAUUGACAGAUGUUGACGUGGCGAAGAUGAAGAGUUACAGCAUCAUGGCCAACCACAUUCUUAACAGCAAAAGCAUCUCAAACUGGACCUUCAUCCCGGACAGAAAUAGCAGCUGUGUCCUGCUACAAUCAGUCAACUCCUUUGCCAGAAAGCUAUUUAUAAAUAAAUAUCCGAUUGACAUAUCAGAUGUCUUCAUUCAUACUAUGGGCACUGCCAUAUCCCCAGACAACACUGGAAAGAAUUUCAGUUUUUCAAUGAGAGUUAAUGACACCAGCAGUGAGAUCACUGGGCAGGUGUUGAUCAGUAGAGAUGAACUUCGGAAGGUGCCCGCUCCUUCUCAGGCCGUCAGCAUUGCAUUUCCAACUCUUGGGGCCAUCUUAAAAGCCAGUUUUUUGGAAAACGUCACAGUGAAUGGGCUUGUCUUAUCUGUCAUUUUGCCCAAGGAACUUAAAAGAAUCUCACUGAUUUUUGAAAAGAUCAACAAGUCAGAGGAGAAGAGGACACAGUGUGUUGGCUGGCACUCCUUGGAGAGCAGAUGGGACCAGCAGGCCUGUCAAAUAACUCAAGAAAACUCCCAGCAAGCUGUUUGCAAAUGUAGGCCAAGCAAGUUGUUUACCUCUUUUUCCAUUCUUAUGUCACCCCACAUCUUGGAGAGCCCGAUCCUGACUUACAUCACGUACAUAGGCCUGGGCAUUUCUAUUUGCAGCUUGAUCCUUUGCUUGUCCAUUGAGGUCUUGGUCUGGGGUCAAGUGACAAAGACAGAGAUCUCGUACUUACGCCAUAUAUGCAUCGCUAAUGUUGCGGCCACCUUGCUGAUGGCUGAUGUGUGGUUUGUUGUGGCUUCCUUUCUUAGCGGUCCAGUGACACAUCACAGUGGGUGUGUGGCAGCAACAUUUUUUGUUCAUUUCUUUUACCUUUCUGUGUUUUUCUGGAUGCUUGCCAAAGCACUCCUUAUCCUCUAUGGAAUCCUGAUUGUCUUCCAUACACUGCCCAAGUCGGUCCUGGUGGCAGCUCUCUUUUCAAUCGGCUACGGGUGCCCCUUGGUCAUUGCUGCUAUCACAGUUGCUGCCACUGAGCCCGGCAAAGGCUACCUACGGCCUGAGGCCUGCUGGCUCAACUGGGACGUGACCAAGGCCCUCUUGGCCUUUGUGGUCCCAGCUCUGGCCAUUGUGGUAGUGAACCUGGUCACGGUCACACUGGUGAUUGUCAAGACCCAGCGACCCGCCAUUGGCAGUUCCAUGUUCCAGGAGGUGAGAGCCAUUGUGAGAAUCAGUAAGAACAUUGCCAUCCUUACACCACUGCUGGGACUGACCUGGGGAUUUGGAAUAGCCAUGGUCAUUGAUGACAGCAACCUUGCCUUCCACAUUAUCUUCUCUGUGCUCAAUGCAUUCCAGGGCUUCUUCAUCUUGGUGUUUGGAACAAUCCUGGAUCCAAAGAUAAGAGAAGCUUUAAAGGGUCGAGUAACUUCUGCAAAAUGGAUCUCCAGAAUCUCAGAGAAUCUUUCUACUGAUUUCUCUGGUCACCCCACCAAAGGGCCAAGCUAACACAGCCGGCUAUACUCCUAACUUGGGAGGUCGUACAUCCCGGGAAUGGCGGAGCCCCAGGAAAAAUGUGCUUACUCCUGUCUUCUUGCCUCUGGGGAGUAUGAAGGAAGCCUCCCAUGCUGUGGUGCUGAUGGAGGAAGAUGUGAAGUAUGGGGAGGGUGGAAGACCCCUCUGUCCAAGCUGCUCUGUGAUGCCGAACAUUUCUCCCCACCAACUCUCAAUGUAUAUAUACGCCAUGCCGGGCGUCCACAACGGGACAGAAAGACACAGUGGGCCGCAGCAGAGCCUUGGUCUUGUGGAGCCUCCAGCUCCAUGCUGUUGGGUCAUAUUUAUCCUCAGGAAGAGAGUCUGGUUCAUCUUGGCAAAGGUGGCCUAGGAUGUCACCUGGCUGGAUUCUGUGCGUUGCCAAGGGAGGGGCCCUCAUGAAUAGCCACCAACAGUUGGGCUGACUCUAAGUAGGUCAUGGCUGGUUCUUUGUACGAAAGGAAUCCAACUGCCAGCACAGUCCACCUGUCCAAAUUUAAAUUGAUUACACGGUUAGCCUGGCUUGGGCUUAGAGGCAACUUGGCCGUGAGACAAGUGAAAAACAUAGAGCUCUUAAACCAGAAAGAUGCUCAUUGUAAGUUAAGGAGACUGGAGCCUGGAGUGAUGGACCACAGCUAAUCAAGGCUCAAGCCAGAGCUAGAAACCCAAGUCUGCAGGCUCCCAGCUCUGGACUCAUGUCAUCUGAAGACAUGGAGCCACUGAGGGACGCUGUCAACUCUGAUGAUGUAAGAUUAACCCUCACCAACAAUAUGUGAUGUGAUGAGGAAGAGGAACCAUCAUAUUUCAAGUAGAGAGCUGCUCAUCUUCUUAAUGUAUGUAAACAAAUUUGACAUUCAAACAAAGAGAGAAGUACAAUAGAUAGAAACCCCUUCAGAGGAAAAAAGAAAGCUCCUUUAUAAAGCAAGCACCCAGGCUGAUGCAUGAGACCAACAUGAGUGGAUAAAGGAAAAGGAAGCAGCGAGUAGCCCCUAAUUAUCCUACCACAAAGCCAGUGUUAAUGAUGUUAUAUUACAAAUGGGAAAAUGAGACUCACUUGUGAAUGAGUAGGGGUCUCUCUCCAUCUUUCUUUUUUUACUGUAAAAAACUUUCUCUAAGUAAGGAAGCUUGAAAAAAACAAAAAAUACAAUAAAGAAGUCAACCCAAAGGGAGAAAAAUACACCAACCUGGAGAAUAAGUCAUCUUUCCAGUGGCAUGGCUUAUCUUGUGAUAAUAAUCGCAUUUUUCUCAAAUGAAGACAGAAAGGAAUUUUAAUUUGACAUUUCCUGGUAUUUCUGUAGAGUCUCUCCAAGGGAAGGGAGUGGGGCAGGGCAUAGUCCUGUUUUCGUAGCACAAAGAUCUCAGUACCAAGAAACAUCACUUACCCAGAGCCAAGGUAUUGAAGCGAGGCAGAAGCUCAUGAAACUAGAUAGUUAUAGAAUUAGAAAUCUGGAUAA